Penicillium alfredii is the source of this 2790-nucleotide messenger RNA. RefSeq names its product chitin synthase I (gene chsA). Gene Ontology annotation, molecular function: chitin synthase activity. The record is from RefSeq and is a predicted model, not a curated record. NCBI's taxonomy places the organism in Eukaryota, Fungi, Ascomycota, Eurotiomycetes, Eurotiales, Aspergillaceae. The coding region runs from base 1 to 2790 and encodes 929 amino acids. The transcript has 4 exons. Gene Ontology annotation, cellular component: cell periphery; cell septum.
AUGCCUGCGCCAGAUCCCUUUGGGGACGAGAAUCGCUCGCCGAUGAUGAAUCCCCAACAUCUGAACAGCUACAACAAUCGGACGCCUUCUCCUGGUCGUCCGCUCGAUACCUACCAGCUCUCUGACAACCCAUAUGGGCCCACCGGGCAUCUGCCCAUGCCCUCCAGCGAUCGCCUGGCCGAACAACCGACUUACUCGGUUGAGAAUAUCCAUAAUUCCUAUGGCCACAACGAAACGUAUGAAGGACACGGUCGUCCUUAUCCCGGGUACGAGUAUUCGGUUGACCCCGAAGCCCACCACGAUGCCUACUACACUCAGCCUUACCAGCCAUCGCACACCCCACAUGACGAUUGUGACUUGGGCCAGUACCCAGAAGGCGGGCAUACCCCUUAUGACGACCAAGCGCCUAUGUUGCAGCAGCCGGAGAACCCUUUUGGGCCGGACUACUCCAAUGAUUACCAGGAUGAGCCCCAGCCAACCCCCAGCCCGGCCCCCAUCCGGCGGUGGAAGACCGUCAAGGAAGUUCAGCUCUUCAACGGCAAUCUCGUCCUGGACUGUCCCAUUGCGCCCAAACUGCUCAGUCAGGUCCCGCACGCCGAGGCCCCGGGCCGCGACGAAUUCACGCACAUGCGAUACUCGGCGGCCACUUGCGAUCCGGCCGACUUCUUUGAGGAGCGGUUUACCUUGCGCCAGAAGCUUUUCGCGAAGCCCCGCCAUACAGAGCUUUUCAUUGCCGUGACCAUGUACAACGAGGAUGAUUUCUUGUUCGCCCGAACCAUGAGCGGUGUGUUCAAGAACAUUGAGCACAUGUGCUCGCGCACCAGCAGCAAGACCUGGGGUAAGGAUGCUUGGAAAAAGAUUGUGGUUUGCGUGAUCAGCGACGGCCGUGCCAAGAUCAAUCCGCGAACCCGUGCUGUCUUGGCUGGUCUGGGUGUGUACCAGGAUGGAAUCGCCAAGCAGCAAGUCAACGGCAAGGACGUGACGGCGCACAUCUACGAGUACACGACACAGGUGGGCAUGGAGUUGAAGGGCAACCAGGUUCACCUCAAGCCGCGCUCGGGGCCCCCAGUCCAAAUGAUUUUCUGCUUGAAGGAAAAGAACCAGAAGAAGAUCAACUCGCACCGCUGGUUUUUCCAAGCCUUCGGCCGCGUGCUGGAUCCCAACAUUUGCGUGCUCCUGGAUGCCGGUACGAAGCCUGGCAAGGACUCGAUUUACCAACUGUGGAAAGCCUUUGAUGUCGAGCCCAUGUGUGGUGGUGCUUGUGGAGAGAUCAAGGUCAUGUUGUCGCAUGGCAAGAAGCUGCUGAACCCGUUGGUUGCCGGUCAAAAUUUCGAGUACAAGCUGAGUAACAUUCUGGAUAAACCCUUGGAGUCCUCGUUCGGCUUUAUUACGGUGUUGCCCGGUGCCUUUUCCGCCUACCGGUACGUUGCGUUGCAGAACGACAAGAACGGACAGGGACCGCUUGAGCGAUACUUCUUGGGUGAGAAGAUGCAUGGUGCCAAUGCUGGUAUUUUCACGGCGAACAUGUAUCUGGCCGAGGAUCGAAUUCUGUGUUUCGAGAUUGUCUCCAAGCGCAAGUGUCGCUGGCUCCUCCAAUAUGUCAAGUCGUCGACCGGCGAGACCGAUGUGCCCGAUCGCAUGGCCGAAUUUAUCCUGCAGCGGCGUCGUUGGCUCAACGGCAGUUUCUUCGCUGCUGUCUAUGCCAUUACCCAUUUCUAUCAGAUUUUCCGCAGCGACCACAGCAUCUUUCGCAAGUUUGCGCUGAUGAUUGAGUUCAUCUACCAAACGAUCGCUAUGAUUUUCGCUUGGUUUGGCAUCGGUAACUUCUUCUUGGUCUUCCACAUCUUGACAACGUACCUGGGUCAGAAAAACCUCUUGGAUAAGGCGGGUCAGGUGCUGGGCAUCGUUUUUGAAUGGCUUUACCUUGCAACUCUGGUUACAUGUUUCGUCUUGGCUCUUGGUAAUCGACCGGGUGGAUCGAACAAAUUCUACAUGACCAUGGUCUACUUCUGGAUCGGCAUCAUGAUUUAUUUGUCCUUCGCGGCAGUGUUUGUCACGGUCAGGUCGAUCCAGUCCGAAGUCAAAACGGACCACUUCACGGUCAGCCAUCUUUUCACCAACGAGACUUUCUUCACGAUUAUUGUCUCGCUCGGAUCGACGUAUGUCAUGUGGUUUAUAGCCUCGUUCAUCUUCAUGGAUCCGUGGCAUAUGUUCACUUCCUUCAUCCAAUACAUUUUGCUGACACCGACCUACAUCAACGUGCUGAACAUUUACGCUUUUUGCAACACUCACGAUAUCACCUGGGGUACCAAGGGAGACGACAAGGCCGAGAAACUGCCGUCUGCAAACCUGAAGCCCGGUGGCAAGGUCGAUGUGAACAUCCCUCAGGAUGACGGCGAUCUCAACGCGCAGUACGAGGCCGAGCUGCUCAAGUUUGCCGUCAAGCCGCCCAAAGAAGUCGAGGUGAUUCCCGAGGAAGAAAAGCAAGCAGACUACUACAAGGGUUUCCGCAGUGCUGUCGUGCUGGCCUGGGUAUUCUGUAACUUUGCUUUGGGCGCCGUCGUGCUCAGUGCCGCCGGCUUGGACAAGCUUGACGGGAAUAACAGCAAGAACUCCGAAGACUCCGAGAAACAUCGGUCAAUGAUCUACAUGAAGGUCGUGCUGUGGAGUGUGGCCGCGCUGUCCAUGUUCAAGUUCACUGGUGCCAUGUGGUAUCUGGUUGUUCGCAUGGUGAGUUUUGUCUCUGCUUCUGGCUAUGAGGGUCUCUUUCCCGGUGUUUAUGUAUACUGA